This is a messenger RNA of Colletotrichum truncatum, 1071 nucleotides long. RefSeq names its product carbonate dehydratase. Gene Ontology annotation, molecular function: zinc ion binding; carbonate dehydratase activity. NCBI's taxonomy places the organism in Eukaryota, Fungi, Ascomycota, Sordariomycetes, Glomerellales, Glomerellaceae. Gene Ontology annotation, biological process: one-carbon metabolic process. The record is from RefSeq and is a predicted model, not a curated record.
AUGGCUUCUCGUUUCUUUACCGCCGGCCUCUUCGCCGCCUCCGCCUCUCAGGUCAUGGCUUCUUGUGCCUACGGGACCCAUCUUGACCCCCGCGCCGAGGGAGGAAAGGUCAAGGUCAACACUUUCGCUUACACUGGCAGUAAUGGUCCUCUGAACUGGGUUGCUCUGGACCCUCAAGUCAAUGCCCUCUGCGCCACUGGCAAGACGCAGUCUCCUAUCGACAUGGUUGCCGGUGCCUUCAACACUCUUCCCGGUAGCUCCAUCAACCUCGCGAUUCCCGACAUGGAGGAGACCGAGUUUGAGAAUUUGGGAACCACGGUUGAGGUCAUCGCUAAGGGAGGCUCAAUGCAGGUCGGCGGGUCCAACUUCACUUUGCAGCAGUUCCACUUCCACUUGCCUAGCGAGCACCUCGAUGCUGGAAGAAGCAUGGCCAUGGAGAUGCACAUGGUCUUUGAGGGUGCCAACCAGGAGAUUGCCGUCAUUGGUACUUACAUCGAUGUUGAGCAAGGAGCCGCCGCCGCUCCGCCUGCCACUGAGCCUGCCUCUGGACAGAACAAAACCACUGAACGUCGCAGUAAGAUGUCCCGCCGCCUCGCUGUCGAUGCGGCCCAGGCUGCCCAACCGGCCGAGGCCCCUAAGACUAUACCCGGCAUGACCCUUAGCCCUGUUAAGGCUGAGGCCGCCUCAUCCAACUUGCUUUCUACCGUCUUUUCCUCCCUUGAUGCUAUCAAGGAACCUGGUACCGUUACCAAGGUUAGCGGUCUCAACAUGCAAGAGGUCGUUACCCUCCUGACCGCAGGCAGCUUCCAGAGUUACAUGGGCUCCCUCACUACUCCUCCAUGCAGUGAGGGUGUUCAGUGGUUGGUGUCUACUCAGCGCCUCAUGGUCCAGCCUCAGACUUUCAACGCCGUCCGCGAUGUUAUCGGUUUCAACUCCCGCUUCCCGCAGAACUCCCCUGGCCAGGAAAACAUCCUGCAAAUCGCGCAGAAGUCGGUCGCUAGUGCCGGCGCUGGCAGCGUUGCCGCCGCUCCUGCAGUUCCUGCAGCUGCUGCCCCGGCCGCUCACGCAUAA